GAGAGGGGAACACAACAUCAUUGGUUUUGGUUUGCCAAUAUAUGUAGCGCAAUAAAAGGGAAUCUAAGACCCUUUUUAGCAUACAACACGAGAGAUCGAAAGACUCGUUCCUCCUUUUCUCUCUCCUCAAUCAUCCUCCCCAAAAAGUCCCCCUCUCCUCUCAAUAUCUCCUUACAAGCACACAUUUUCAGAUAACGUCUCAUCAUUUUUUAUUUUUAUUUCAAAUAAAAGUCAAAAAUAGAUUGCCUAAGACAAAUAAUAACAACAUAGAUUUUCCCACAUAAGAGAAAGAGAGAGAAAAUAAUAACUAAGAUUUCUCCCAUUUUUCCUUCUUUUUUUUGCUGGAAUUUCUACAAUUGAACAAAUUCGACGCUGUUGAAGCUGCAAAACAAGGAUCAUCGGAUCUAAAGAGGUGAUUUGUGUGGUUCGAUCCGACAUAACGGCCAAUUUUAGCAGAUUGAAUGGACAGUAACGGUGGUGGCGUAGCUACUGCUGUUACUUCUCGGAGACUGACAUCCCACCACUCAACCCUUCGCGACACCUUCAUUGCGGCGGAUCUGUCUGAUGCAAUCCACCGUGAAUUCAGCAAUAAUUCCAUCUUAGUAAAUAACAGCAGUAGCCCAAGAAGGGUAUCAAACGUCACGCUGGGUGCUGUACUCAACAGCGACAGGAAAUCGCCCCCACCGGCUAACGUAGUUGUCCGAACCCUCCUUGAGGUUAUCCGCAACGACGAGACCCUUACCCCUGCAACUACUGGAGGAGGCUCCCCUCACAGCAAGAAGACUUGGAAAUCUUUUAAAGAACGCCUUAAACUCAGGAGGCAUCACCAUUUAAGUCAGAAUCAGAAUCAGAAUCCAAAUUCCCACCGUUGGACGUCCUCUUUGCCAGUCCCGCAAUCAGACGUGAUACCCAACUCGAGAUCAUUAUCGAUAGCAGAAAUGAUGGCAAAUAGGAACUCCCUUAGGAGCACUUCACUCAGGAGAGUUGAUCCAGUUCCAGCUGAUGACCUGACCUUGAGGGAACAGACUGAUAGUGGUGGGUCUCCUAGGAGUGGCAGUAGCUUCAGGCUGUCUGCAGCUUUGGCUGCUGAGAGGGAGCAAACUCGUAGAUGGUUAUCAAGGGAGCUUGAUGAGGGUAACAGAAGUAGGAAUGAGAAUGAGGAAAAUGAAGGGUCUCCUCAUGGAAAUUUAGAUGAGGAUGAUGAUGAGGAGGAUGGAGAAGGGAUUCCUAAUAUAGGGCCUCCUGCAAAUCAGCCAAUGAGAAUGUCGUUGAUGGAUUUGUUAGAGGAGACGGAUCGACAGGCUGGUAUAAGUGGACCUACAUACAGGUUGGAUGACGAAGAAGAAGAAGAAGAAGAGGAGGAAGAAGAGGAAGAGGUAGAGGUGGAAGAGGAGGUAGAGGAGCUUGGGAAAGGAGAGUUUUCUUGUUGUGUGUGUAUGGUGAGGCAUAAAGGUGCAGCAUUCAUUCCUUGUGGCCAUACGUUUUGCAGGUUAUGUUCCAGGGAGCUCUUUGUUCAGAGAGGAAACUGCCCACUUUGCAAUAAUUUCAUCUUGGAGAUUUUGGAUAUCUUCUAAAGUUAAACACUUGAAUGAUAAUGAGGUUGAACUGCAAAAACUCAAAUGUCAAGAGAAAACAGUAGCAACCAUCUUCAGUUAAAGUAUGUCGAUUGUCAAAUAUGGGGAUGUGAAUCCCAUUUCAGAAUCAGGAAGGACUUUUUUUUUCUUGGUUUAAACUUUUAAUCACGCGGUUAAGGAUAUCUGCUUGUGUAUGUAUAUUGUGUCCUCUAUAGUCGAUAGAUUUUUACGAAA
This is a messenger RNA of Spinacia oleracea (spinach), 1808 nucleotides long. RefSeq lists its product as uncharacterized. The transcript has 2 exons. Lineage: Eukaryota; Viridiplantae; Streptophyta; Magnoliopsida; Caryophyllales; Amaranthaceae. The record is from RefSeq and is a predicted model, not a curated record. Bases 462 to 1574 code for a protein of 370 amino acids.